Sitophilus oryzae (rice weevil) is the source of this 3326-nucleotide messenger RNA. Its product is annotated as serine-rich adhesin for platelets-like. The transcript has a single exon. Lineage: Eukaryota; Metazoa; Arthropoda; Insecta; Coleoptera; Curculionidae. Bases 1 to 2856 code for a protein of 951 amino acids. The record is from RefSeq and is a predicted model, not a curated record.
AUGACAACACCUUCUCAUCACGAAUCAGCAAGAACUACCGAGCAAAGAACUUCAACAGCAUCUUCUGAAUCUAAAGAAUCUGAAAUGCAUAAGAACAAGCCAACUAGUGUUAGUAGUACAACAUCUACAACGCUUUCUUCAACACAAACAGAAAAUUUAACUGAAACCACAACACAUAAUGGUAAAACUGUUCUAUCAAUAUUUGAUCUAAUUCCUGAUAUAGAAGAAUUAAAUGAUGAGCCUCUUCCUGAACCUGGUAACACUAAUAUUAAUUUCUUGGAUGAAAUUACAAAAGAAACCCAGUUUACUACACCCAAAAAAACCAGCAAAGGUAUUAUUGAAACUGGAAAAACACUCACAGCAUCAACUGAAAGUAUAGCUACUAGUAAAACUAGUUCAAGUACAACUGAAUUUGAAGAACAAGCUGAACUUGAAACUCCAGAAUCUGAUGAGGAAUUUAUUAUGAAAUUUGAAAAGGUUACUUUGAGUGAAGAAGCUGUGGCAGAAAUUGUUGAAGCUAAUCUUCCUCCAGUUGAAGAAACUGUUUCUUUAGAAACAGAUUUGAUGACAGAAGUAUCUGAACAAAAAAAUAACAACCAAUCGACAGAAAGUGCAGAAGCAGCAAGCCCAGAAAUAUUAGAACAUGAGACAAAGUUGUCAAGUCUUUUCAGUGAAGAACAAGAAAGUACUAGAGCAAUACAUGAGCAUACGAAAAGUUCAACAGAAAAUACACAUGGAAAAACAUCACAAGGAUUUACUGAAGAAGAUCAAGCAUCAAAAAUUGAAUAUCUUACAACUUUAGGGUAUAAAAUAGAAGAAACUUCACAAGAAUCAAUAAUUUCGCAUAUACAUACCCCUAAAACAAAAGCGAGUGAAGAAUUAGCACACAGUACGCCAGUAACGGAAGGUAUUUUUAAACAACAUGGUACAGAAUCUAAAGAAGUAUUGUCAUCAGAAUAUGAAGUAGAAAGAAGAACAAAAGAGAAAGAAAUUUUACAUACAUUAAUACCAAACUUUUAUAGCGUUAAGCAAAAAUUUACUGCACCAUUAGGAAAAGAAAUUUCCCAUACAUUUAUGGGAGAAAAUACAGAAGAAAUUUUAAAAGAAAAGACUCAAACUAUUGAAAAAGAAAUGACCGAAUUUGAAGAAACGUCUACCAUAACAACACAAUUUACAGAAGCUGAAAAGUUUAAUACCCCAAAAUACAAUGUAACAGAUGUAUUUGAAAAAUCAUGGCAAGAAACAAUUACUCUUAGAAAAGCCACAGAACAGAGUACUGAAAAUUAUAUAGCAUCUAAGGAAGAAGGGCAUUCAAUCGAAUCUGAAGAAACCUUCGGUAAAACAACAGAAUCAGAAAUUUCUCACACAGAAGUUGAGGGAGAGGCUAAAGCUUCAUCAACGGAACAUAUUUCUGAGCAGUCAGUUCGUACAGAACCUGAAGAAUUAGAACAUACACUUUACAGAACAGGAUUAUCAACUGAAUAUAUGUUUGAGCAUUCGAUUCAUACAGUGCCUGAAGAAAUAGAUCAUACAGUAUUUAAGGAAAAAGAGCAUUCAGUCGAAACAGAAUCUGAAGAAACUUUAAGUGUAGCUUAUGAGUCAGAAAUUCCUCAGACAGAAUUUGAAGAGAAGACUCAAGGAAUAUCAACUGAACAUAUGUUAGAGCAUUCGGUACACACAGUGCCUGAAGAAAUAAAACAUACAGUAUCUAAGGAAGAAGAGCAUUCAGUCGAAACAGAGACUGAAGAAACCUUAAGUGUAGCUUCUGAGACAGAAAUUCCUCAGACAGAACCUGAAGAAAUAGAGCAUACAGGAUAUAAGGAAGAAGAGCAUUCAGUCGAAACAGAGACUGAAGAAACCGUAAGUGUAGCUUCUGAGGCAGAAAUUCCUCAGACAAAACCUGAAGAAAUAGAACAUACAGUAUCUAAGGAAGCAGAGCAUUCAGUCGAAACAGAGUCUGAAGAAACUUUAAGUAAAGCUUCUGAGACAGAAAUUCCCCAGAGAGUACCGGAAGAAAUAGAACAUACAGUAUCUGAGGAAGAAGAGUAUUCAGUCGAAACAGAGACUGAAGAAACCUUAAGUGUAGCUUCUGAGUCAGAAAUUCCUCAGACAGUACCGGAAGAAAUAGAACAUACAGUAUCUAAGGAAGAAGAGCAUUCAGUAGAAACAGAGACUGAAGAAACCUUAAGUAUAGCUUCUGAGUCAGAAAUUCCUCAGACAGUACCGGAAGAAAUAGAACAUACAGUAUCUAAGGAAGAAGAGCAUUCAGUCGAAACAGAAUCUGAUGAAACUUUAAUUGUAGCUUAUGAGUCAGAAAUUCCUCAGACAGAAUUUGAAGAGAAGACUCAAGGAAUAUCAACUGAACAUAUGUUAGAGCAUUCGGUACACACAGUGCCUGAAGAAAUAAAACAUACAGUAUCUAAGGAAGAAGAGCAUUCAGUCGAAACAGAGACUGAAGAAACCUUAAGGGUAGCUUCUGAGACAGAAAUUCCUCAGACAGAACCUGAAGAAAUAGAGCAUACAGUAUCUAAGGAAGAAGAGUAUUCAGUCGAAACAGAGACUGAAGAAACCGUAAGUGUAGCUUCUGAGUCAGAAAUUCCUCAGACAAAACCUGAAGAAAUAGAACAUACAGUAUCUAAGGAAGAAGAGCAUUCAGUCGAAACAGAGACUGAAGAAACCUUAAGGGUAGCUUCUGAGACAGAAAUUCCCCAGACAGUACCGGAAGAAAUAGAACAUACAUUAUCUGAGGAAGAAGAGUAUUCAGUCGAAACAGAGACUGAAGAAACCUUAAGUGUAGCUUAUGAGUCAAAAAAUUCCUCAGACAGUACCGGAAGAAAUAGAACAUACAGUAUCUAACGAAGAAGAGCAUUCAGUCGAAACAGAGUCUGAAGAAACUUUAAGUGAAGCUUCUGAGACAGAAAUUCCCCAGACAGUACCGGAAGAAACAGAACAUACGGUAUCUAAGGAAGAAGAGCAUUCAGUCGAAACAGAGACUGAAGAAACCUUAAGUGUAGCUUAUGAGUCAAAAAUUCCUCAGACAGUACCGGAAGAAAUAGAACAUACAGUAUCUAAGGAAGAAGAGCAUUCAGUCGAAACAGAGACUGAAGAAACUUUAAGUGAAGCUUCUGAGACAGAAAUUCCUCAGACAGUACCGCAAAAAAUAGAACAUACGGUAUCUAAAGAAGAAGAGCAUUCAGUCGAAACAGAGACUGAAGAAACCUUAACUCUAGCUUCUGAGUCAGAAAUUCCUCAGAUAGUACCGGAAGAAAUAGAACAUACAGUAUCUAAGGAAGAAGAGCAUUCAGUCGAAACAGAGUCUAAAGGAA